AUGGAUAAGAUGCUUGAACAGAUCGAAAAGAAGUCGUGGGCGGAUAAAUUCACUUCAGAGCUCAACAGACAGCCACAAAGCUGCUGUAAAAAUAUGUAUGAAGUAUUCCUUCCGGAUCAACUGUUCCAGGCCAGAAACCGAGCAGAAGUAGAUGACGAUGAAGGGGAAGCCGGAGAAGGGGAGGGCAUAAGCAAACGCAAAGUAGCACCAGGAGCAGAAGCAGGACUCGGCGCUAUCCUUAGCAUGCCUGCAACAGCAGCAGCUGUUCAUCAGAUCAGUCCACUACAUAUACAUUUUAUCUAUUCACAUUUUAUCUUGAAAUAA
Messenger RNA from Gongylonema pulchrum, 324 nucleotides. NCBI's taxonomy places the organism in Eukaryota, Metazoa, Nematoda, Chromadorea, Rhabditida, Gongylonematidae. The record is from the annotation of a GenBank genome assembly.